CGCCCCGCCGCCUGCGCGCUGGCCGCGCCCGCGGGCGGCGAGGCGCCUUCCCCCUCGCCGGUGGCCCUGCAGUGCCAGGGCCUCGUCGCCCACCUCGACGCGUGGUCGGGGUGGGCCGAGGCGCUGGGCGGCCCGGCGGGCGAGGAGGAGGCCCCCGAGGGCGGCGAGGCCCAGUUCCUGGCCGCCCUCCGCGGGCGGGUGGCGGACCUCCGCGGCUUCCUGUCGCGGAGGGGCUCCGAGAGCGCCGAGGCGGCCCCACGCGCAGCUCGCCGCGGAGGCGGCGAGGCCCUUGCGGGAGGCUGCUGCCGCGCUGGAGGCG
Messenger RNA from Prorocentrum cordatum, 319 nucleotides. The record is from the annotation of a GenBank genome assembly. NCBI's taxonomy places the organism in Eukaryota, Dinophyceae, Prorocentrales, Prorocentraceae.